AUGAGUGCUACGGCCGCGUCAAAUCCCGUCCACGACACGUCUUGCGACUACUACGAUCCUAAUGAGGUUGUCCCCAGGAACAGCCCGUUUCUGGAGCCGUUACGUCCAACCCUGCGGCCGUCGCCCAGCCCGCCCUUACUUCCUUUUCCCAAAGUCAGUCCUCCUCCCAGUCCCGGCGCAAAAAAGUCUAAUCGUCGCAAGGUGAAGCCAAGUCUGGGCGAUGCCGUCUUGGUCGGACUGCUUGACGGAGGCAGAAAUCCACUCAUUGCACAACACUCUGCCGAGUUCACCCUGGCCUCCGCCUCUGACGAGGAGCUCGAAGACCAGAGCGUGUUGAGCGAAUCUGACUGCUCGUCCGACAGCACCUUCCCCCCGAACAGCCGCAUUGUCGGCCGCGGACCGGGUGGGGACCGGUCCAACAAGGCGCGCGGGCGCGAGUCCAGGGAACCCACCAUGCCCCUGGACCCACCUGACCAACCCGACAUAGGCGCCUUCGACCUGAAGUCCCUGGCUGCUGGUGCUCUGGCUGGGGACCGGUCUAACAAGGCGCGCGCGCGGGAGUCUAGGGAACCCACUAUGACCCUAGGCCUACCUGACCAGCCCGACAUGGGCGCCUUCGACCUGAAGUCCCUGGCUGCCGGUGCCCUGGCCGUCACCGCCCCAGACCCGGCCCCCGGCCUAGACCCCGCACCACCGCCCGAGGCCGUGAAUGCCGGGCCGACCCCGCCUGUUACGGAGGAUGACGUGAUGAAGGAGGCCCCGCCGCCGCCGCCCCCCGCGCCCCUCGAGAUAGCCACGAGGCGUAUAGAGCCGACUCAAGAUGGGCGGCCCGUUCAGCCGGCAGUGCCGUCGCCCUACAGCCCCCGUAGCUUCUACUCGCCUCGAGACUCGGGCUCCACCCCUGUGCCCCUGAAGAUGGACCUUACCCUGUCGGCGUCUGGCCUGUCUCCGAGCAGCCACGGCGAGGGCUUGGCACCCAUCCAGUUAAACUCCCCGAGGUCUGAUACAAACGGCCAGACACCGCUGCCAUCCCUCACGGCUGCGCUGGGGGAUAUAAACCAACUCGAAAGCAGCUACCAUGCCGAGAAGGAGAGGAUGCGGAAUCCGCACCCCGCUUUCCCACAUUCUCCUCCCGGCCUGCCGCGUCUGCCCUCAAUGCACAGCCAUCACGCGUCCCCUCCCAUCUCCCCGGCCGAGACUUUCCGCCGAGACCCUCUGUCGCCGAACCACUCCCUUGCCUCCUCCGUCACAAGCCCCAGGCAUGGUUUCUAUCCCCAGCCAAAUGGCCAUCAGCCGUAUGACUACCCCAGCAGCUCGGCAGAACCCCCGACGUCGGACCCGUCGACAGCAACAAUCUCGGAGAGGAUGAGCAUUGAGGGCCUUACCAGCCAGUCAGGCUCAUACGUGUGCAAUGUUGACGGCUGCACUGCGCCCCCGUUCCAGACACAGUAUCUCUUGAACUCGCACGCAAACGUGCACUCGUCUGCGAGGCCACACUAUUGCCCCGUUCAUGGUUGUACCCGGAGUGAGGGUGGUAAGGGCUUCAAGCGAAAGAACGAGAUGAUUCGGCAUGGCCUGGUGCACGACUCUCCAGGCUAUGUAUGCCCAUUCUGUCCGGACAGGGAACACAAGUAUCCUCGACCUGAUAACCUUCAAAGGCAUGUAAGGGUCCAUCACGUGGAUAAAGACAAGGACGACCCUCAAUUACGAGAUGUCCUUGCCCAACGGCCGGAUGGCCCAAGCCGGGGCCGGAGACGGAGAGGUGGGCCCGGCUAA
Messenger RNA from Lasiosphaeria miniovina, 1776 nucleotides. RefSeq lists its product as uncharacterized. The coding region runs from base 1 to 1776 and encodes 591 amino acids. The transcript has 2 exons. Lineage: Eukaryota; Fungi; Ascomycota; Sordariomycetes; Sordariales; Lasiosphaeriaceae. The record is from RefSeq and is a predicted model, not a curated record.